AUGAUGAGAAGGUAUCCUGGUCUCAUCUGGAAACAUCAGAGAUGUUUUGGAAUUGGAGCUCUCCGAAAAUUGGGAAUGGGGAAUAAAGGAAUGGAGCGUGGGAUACAAACCGAAGUGCGUUAUCUGGUCGAGUUCUUCAGGGACACAGAGGGAAGAGCUGUUGACCCUUCCUUCCCCAUUGUUCACGCUGUCUCUAAUGUGACCUGUGCUGUGGUUUUUGGACAUCGUUUCUGUCCUGAGGAUGAGACGUUCCAGCAGCUGAUGGAGGCAUACAGUUGUGUAGUGGCUUUUGGGAACAGCUACUCCUACUUUGUAUUUGAAUUAUUUCCCUGGUUUGCAACACAUUUCCUAGCAUCAACGAAACAGGCCAUUUCCAGACUAAAUUUUGUGAAUGCUCUAUUAGCAAAGGAAAUUGAAAGCCACAAGGAAAGAGGAAAACGAGAUGAAAAUCAAGAUUUUAUUGAUUACUAUUUGGAUGAGAUAGGUAAGACUAAAGGAGACGCUGAUGCUACUUAUGAUGAAGAAAACUUGAUGCAGAGCAUUUUUUACCUCUUUCUGGCAGGUACAGAAACUACAGCCACCACUUUAUGUUGGGCAUUGCUCUAUAUGGUGCUUUAUCCUGAUAUUCAAGAGAAAGUCCAGAAGGAGCUGGAUGCUGUUCUGGGUUGUUCCCAUUUUAUUUGCUACGAGGAGAGAAGAAAGUUGCCCUACACAAACUCUGUGAUUCAUGAGAUCCAGCGCUACAGUAACAUAAUCUUAAUUUCACUUCCCAGACAGAGCCUGAGGGACACAGAACUGCUGGGAUUUCCUGUUCCAAAGAACACCAUGAUUUUAGCAAAUACUGACUUCAUUCUGUCUGAUCCUGAAAAAUGGGAGACACCUGAUCAGUUCAACCCAGGCCGCUUUCUGGAUAAAGAUGGAAACUUUGUGAACAGAGAAGCAUUCUUACCAUUUUCAAUAGGGCACCGUGUGUGCAUGGGGGAGCUGUUGGCAAGGAUGGAGCUCUUCAUUAUAAUUUCCACCCUGUUAAAGGCAUUCAAGUUCACACUGCUAAAAGGAGUGAAGGAAAUCAAUACUAAACUUGUUUUUGGGAGCACCAUGAAGCCAUCUCUUGUCCCACAGGGUAUUUUUGCUUUCCUCUUCGUUUGGUUAAUCACUACCCUGAAAGAUGCUUUUUCAGACAGGUGCAUCCUGAAGAUCGUGCCCAUAAAGAGUUAA
Messenger RNA from Chaetura pelagica (chimney swift), 1218 nucleotides. RefSeq names its product cytochrome P450 2J2-like. Bases 1 to 1218 code for a protein of 405 amino acids. Gene Ontology annotation, biological process: arachidonate metabolic process; xenobiotic metabolic process. Gene Ontology annotation, cellular component: intracellular membrane-bounded organelle; cytoplasm. NCBI's taxonomy places the organism in Eukaryota, Metazoa, Chordata, Aves, Apodiformes, Apodidae. The record is from RefSeq and is a predicted model, not a curated record. The transcript is spliced from 10 exons. Gene Ontology annotation, molecular function: heme binding; oxidoreductase activity, acting on paired donors, with incorporation or reduction of molecular oxygen, reduced flavin or flavoprotein as one donor, and incorporation of one atom of oxygen; iron ion binding.